AUGUGCACAGGUGAACAAAUGCAGCGAGAUUCCAGGUGCACAGGUGAAAAGAAAAGGGAAACGCCAUGUGCACAGAUAACCAAUGCAGAUGAGACACCAGUUAAAACAUCUGGUGGCGUUCAGUGUGCAGGGAUUGCUCUUGCAACUGUGGGGGAAUCUGAUGCAUAUUCAUGUCUAGCAUUGCAUAAUGGCUCAGGCACUUUAGCUACGACCAAAUUGACACGACCGAAGGGCGCCCCGUCGCGCUCCAGCCGCUCCAGCAGGUCCCCGGGCGGCUCGCGCGUCGGCGCCCCGGGCGAGGCGGGCGGCGAGGCGGCGACGAGGGUGUGGGUGCCGCCGUCCAGCAGCGAGGACGACGACGAGGACGACGAGGCGAGCGCGUCGAGCGAGAGCGACGGCCAGAGCGACACGAGCGGCCUGCUGGUGCGCAUCAAGCAGAAGGCCGCGUCCGCCGACGAGGACGAGGCGGCCUUCCUGCGGCGCUACGGGCAGGAGCGCACCUUCGGGCGAACCGUGCGGCUGGCGCCCUCCGCAGGCCGCAGCCGGGACCUGGGGGUGGCGGCGGGCAAGGCGCUGCCGGGGGGCGGCACGGGCGCGCGGCGGGCGGCAGGUGGCGGCCACGCACGGCUACCGCGCACGACCUACAUGACGCUGUACCCGGGGCAGCCGGACGCGGCGCCCGCGCGCUCCGACGACGACACGCGCAGCCUGCCCGACCUGCCAUCGCUGAAGGCGUCGCUGCCGGCGCUGCGCACCAGCCCCAGCCGCCGCAAGCGCCCGUCGCUGCCCUUCAUCGGGCGCGCGCAGCGGCCCUCCGCGCUCGUGUGGCGCGACCUGCAGGAACCACCGCGCGCGCCCUCGCCGCCGCGCGACAUCAAGCUCACCUACAGGUACUACGACUUCCGGCGGCUGACGCGCCCCCGCAAGCGGCGCCACAAGCGGCGGGCCAAGAGCCGCUCGCCCAGCCGCUCGCGGCCGCCGCGCCGCAAGGCGACGCACAUGACGCACAACGCGCACGCCCACAACCCCGGCCCCGCGGGCGCGACGCCAGCCGCCAACCCAGGCUCGUCCGGCCGCCGCCCCCGCCCGCGCAAGAGGGCGCCCCGCGCGGCCCUUCACGCCGCCCACGGCACGACGCCCCAGAAGGACGGCGGGCGCGAGGCCGAAGCCCCGCGCCCGCCGCCCGCCCCGCGCGGCGUCAGGAUGAUCGACGUGAACCAGCUGACCAUCGGCGGCUACCGGGAGAACCCGAUGGCCCGUUGGCAGGCCACGCCCCGCCGCCCGCAGCCGCCCAUCAUGCCGCCCAACUCGCACCUGGCCACCACGCCCCCGCUGCUGCGGCGCUUCCUCGACCCGCGGGCGCCGCUCUUCUGA
Molecule: messenger RNA, 1374 nt
Organism: Penaeus chinensis
Lineage: Eukaryota; Metazoa; Arthropoda; Malacostraca; Decapoda; Penaeidae
Product: proline-rich protein 36-like
Exons: 3
Coding region: 1-1374 (457 amino acids)
Source: RefSeq, a predicted model, not a curated record